AGCGGCCCCUGAAGGCACCAUCAAUCUCCUGGAUCCUGGGUGUGUGCAGCCAGUAGUGCUCAGAGACUGACAGAGAAAACACCAGGAACAUCUCAACGUGAGUCCAGCUGUGCCUGUCAUCUGUCACCGUGUUCGUUAGUCCUUCUCCAGCGGACGGACUGAGAAUGGGAAACUACCCGAGCUAGUUUCUGAAGAGGAACACGAAUUCAGGGGGGGAACUGUGCUAAAACUACCAGGUCAAGCCUUCAGUCGCACCAUUUCCCUCCAGAGAAGGAACAGGAGCACAGUGGAAAUGCAGACUUUCCUGAAAGGCCGGAGAGUCGGCUACUGGCUCAGCGAGAAGAAGAUGAAGAAACUGAAUUUCCAGGCCUUUGCUGAUUUAUGCAGGAAAAGAGGGAUAGAAGUUGUUCAGCUGGACCUCAGUCAACCUCUGGAGGACCAGGGCCCCCUGGACGUCAUCAUCCACAAACUGACCGACCUCAUCCUGGAGGCUGACCAGAAUGAUUCACAGGCCGUGCUCCUGGUGCAGAGAGUACAGGACUACAUCGAUGCCCACCCUGAAACUAUUGUCCUGGACCCUCUUCCAGCCAUCCGGACUCUGCUGGACCGCUGCAAGUCCUACCAGCUCAUCCACAGAAUAGAAAGCUGUAUGCAAGACAGGAUCAUUGACAAGAUUUGCUCUCCUCCAUUCAUGGUUCUGAACACGGAGUGCAGCCCAGAUGUGCUGGAGCAGAUCAAGAGGCAAGGACUCACAUUCCCCUUCAUUUGCAAAACACGGGUGGCCCAUGGCACCAACUCCCACGAGAUGGCCAUUAUCUUCAGUGAAGAGGACCUGAAGGAUGUGAAGCCUCCGUGCGUGAUCCAGAGCUUCAUCAACCACAACGCAGUGCUUUACAAGGUGUUUGUGGUGGGAGACUCCUACACCGUGGUGGAGAGACCUUCGCUGAAGAACUUCCCUGCUGGACCUGCAGACAGGAAAGCCAUUUUCUUCAACAGCCACAAUGUUUCCAAACCAGAGUCAUCCUCAGAUUUGACCUCGAGAGAGAACGUAGAGGGAGUGUCUCAGCCACCCAGUGAUGACGUCAUCAGAGAGCUGUCCAGGUCGCUGCGACAGGCGCUGGGCGUGUCCCUCUUCGGCAUCGACGUCAUCAUCAACAACCAAACAGGCCAACACGCCGUCAUCGACAUCAAUGCAUUCCCUGGUUACGAGGGCGUCCCAGAGUUUUUCAACGACCUCCUGAACCACAUCAGCAGCGUGCUUCAGAGCCACAACCCUGACUUUGCUCCCGCCGGCGAGCCGCCCAAAGGCCUGCCGGUGAGCGCCACGGUACCGAACGCUGCCCCGCCGGGCCCUGGCUGCUGCAGCAUGCUGGGAAAAGAGUUGCAGAGACUGGGCUGCAACUCGACAAUGUCCCCCAACUUCCAGCAGCACUGUGUCUCCACGAUAGCUACCAAGGCUUCCUCCCAGUGACUGAGCCCUUAUUUACUCCGUUUGAUCCCUGAACAAAAAAAAACAACGGAUGGUGACAAUAAUAAUAAUAAAUAAUAAUCAUAGUAAUUAUGAUGUUAAUGAUGAUAAUAUAUCUAAUCAAAAAACAAGCCUUUCCUAUAUAGAUAUUGAAAAUAAUGGUGAUUGGGUGUAAGCUUUUUUUUUUUUUUUCUCUCUGCCUUUUGUAUUUUUCGUUUUGUCUAAUGAGACUUAACAGUACUGUAAUGUGAACUUUUGGGAACUUUUUUGCCUAACAGCUGAUUUUAUUUUUCUCUCUCGUGUGAGCACUCUGUAAUGAAAGGGUCCAGAUGUGGUAGCUAAUAAGAAAGGCCUAAUCGGGACUGGUGAAAAAUGUGCCACUAGAUGUGCAAUGCAGGAUCCCUUCUUUCUCUCUCACACAAACACACACAUAUAUGUACGCACACUGGCACAUGUACACCAGUGAUGUGUAUUCUGGUCGAUACCACUGACUCCUCCGUACAAAGUCACGGGGAGAAGAGGUGGCUGGGCAUUUGAACACUACUACCACAGAUCCCAGGCUGCUGCUGCUGCUGCUGUGUGACUGUGGCCAAUGGACGGCAGAGGACAUCAUGAGAUAGUUUUGUUAGUUUGAACAAACCGGUGAGCCGUUUAUUUUUCUGAGUGCCAACAAAUUUAGUGUAGGAUGACAAAAAAAACCCACAUUAUUUUCAAAUGUUUAACCCUCCUGUUGCCCUCAUUUACAGGCACCAAAAAAUAUUGUUUCCUCGUCUGAAAAAAAUCCAAAAAUUCUGCAAAAAAAAAAAUCCCCAAAUUUCUGGUAAAUUUGCAAAACCUUCAGGAAGAAAAUUCCAAUAAUUCCUUAAAAGUUUUAUUUGGAAAAAAAAUCCCCCGAAUUUGUCAAGAAAAUUCUUGCAAAUAUGUUCAAAAAAAUGAGAAAAUCUUCCAAAAAAUCCUAAAAAUAUGUGAAGUGAUUACAUAAAUCAGCAAAACUUCUAUUUUCUUAAGAACAUUCACAAAAAAAAUCAACCAAAAUCCAGCGAAAUUCGCUGGAUUUUGGUUGAUUUUUUUUUUGUGUGAAUGUUCUUAAGAAACAUUUUUAAUAUUUCUUUUUUUGCACUAAAAAAUGUUCAAAGAUUUCCCAAAAAUGUUGAAAAUGUGGACAUCAGAAGUUUCACUGGGGAAAUAUAGAUAUAUUUUCCACAUUUUCAAACUAAAACGGGUCAGUUUUGACCUGGAGGACGACAUGAGGGUUAAAAGAAGUGCAUCUCCAUGACCAUGUGACCAAGAUUAUUAUUAUUUUUUAUUAUUAUUAAUGAUUGUUGUUGCACCAAUGUGUACAGGUCUUUGAGUGAUGUUCUGUGUGUCAGAUGCCGAAUGUUUGGCGUUCGACAAACAAACCACGUCCUUUGAGUCCCAGUUUGAGUCGCUCCAGUGCAGGAAGACGAGGAUCACAUUCCCUUUUUUUGUUUCUGGAUGUUUUCAGAGAAAUUCCGUGAUUUUUUUUUUUUUUUUUUUUUUUCAGAAUUCCAGUGGGAUCCUGUGAGAUUUCUCACAUCCCUUCACGGGUUUGUCGUCUCCUUAAACAGACUCCAUGCGUCUUCUGUGCUUGUGCUUGUAAUGUGAGCUAAAAAAAAACUCUCCUGAGGCCAACUUGACCGAUCAACAGACUUGGGGCUGCUGUGUAGCUUUUCAUUAAUUAGGAUUUUAGUUAUUCCAGUAAAAUUAAGGUAAAUUGUGUGUGGAUACCCGCUUAAAUUGAGUACUUUGCAAUCAGAAAAUGACAGAAGAUGAUUAGUUUGGCUUUACUGUCUCACAACACUUACUACGAAAUGGUUUUAAAAAAAAACAGUCCAGUCGGUUCAUUUGCUUUGAGCUUAAUUCUCUGAUCUGUCUUCUGUUCCAGCUGCUGUAUUUGUGUCACAUGUUAAAAAUCAAUCAGAGGGGACGUGGUGGGAGGAGGAGGAGGAGGAGGUCCAGCUGUUGUUCACAGUGUUCACUGUGAGAUUUUUUUACUCCAAUUUUGUUAAUAUCUUUGUCCUGACAUCUACUAAGAGCAACUUUAUUUUAUUGAGAUUUUAUGGGGAAAAUGUUUUAUAUAAAAGAAAUGAACGCAGUGAUGUUUUUGAGCAAGUGGAUAUUUACUAGAGGAAUAGUCAAAACAAAAAAUGCUGGGUCUGGCUGUAUAGUUGGUGUCAAAGGGACACAUGAGCUCGUGGUUGAUGCCGUCGUCUCCCUCUAGCAUCUAGCGGGGAAUGAGUGCCAACCUGCAGUGCAUACAGAUUAUUGCAUUCCUGCGAGUCUGCUACAUCGUCUUCUCUUGUCCCAGAGAGCUCCGCCUUGCUGUUUUUAUUUCCUCCAUCCAAGGGAAACGAUUCUCCUCUAGCUCGUCCUGUCAUCGUAAACACUGGCGUCACCGCAGCCAUCUCACCAGCAUCUCUCUGGGACAAAAGAACAGCAGCUACAUCCUGGAAAAUGGUUUUCACUGGACGUCACGUUGUGAGAAUAUUUGUAGGACACGGUUAGCAUCCCGGUUUGAUUUUCCCACAAUUUGACAAUUUGAAAGUGUAGUGACGCAACAAUAAUUGACAAGUAUCACAGCAGGUUCAGCGGAGUCUUGAGGUGCUUCCUCAGCUUGGAAUAGGGGCAAAGUUGGAGGUGCAUCCCUGUUUGGGUUGGAAAGGCUGAUCUCUGUGUACACCACUAUAGUGUGUCCUAUCUCGUGUUCCUUAUUGUGCUUCUAAAUGGGAAAUAAAUGGUUAAUCUUACCCUUUGUCAUUUCUGCAACCCAGAGAGUGUCAUCAUGCUCCCAGCUCCCACCUGAAUGUUUACUUCUUGGGUGUCUUGUACAGUACGUGUAUACGCGCCUAGGCUUACAUCCGUACAGUAUGUUGUUUUGUAUCAGUUCUGUAAUUGAGAAGAAUCCACAAUUUUGUGACCUUUUUUUAAUUAAAGGGCCAAUUCAACAGGGCGAAAUAAACAUGUGAAACCUC
Messenger RNA from Acanthochromis polyacanthus (spiny chromis), 4461 nucleotides. It is a transcript of the gene itpk1b, whose product is annotated as inositol-tetrakisphosphate 1-kinase b. The record is from RefSeq and is a predicted model, not a curated record. Gene Ontology annotation, cellular component: cytoplasm. NCBI's taxonomy places the organism in Eukaryota, Metazoa, Chordata, Actinopteri, Pomacentridae. The transcript has 11 exons. Gene Ontology annotation, biological process: inositol trisphosphate metabolic process. Gene Ontology annotation, molecular function: inositol-1,3,4-trisphosphate 6-kinase activity; magnesium ion binding; ATP binding. The coding region runs from base 293 to 1471 and encodes 392 amino acids.